AUGGGCACAGCGGCGUCUGCCGCGUCAGACAGAGGCCGGGCCAGUCGCGAAAGCUCCAUGACCCCGCAGAGCGUGAACGGUCACGACCAUUCCCGGCAGCACCAUCAGCACGAGCAGCACAAAGGGACAAAAGGUGGUAGUGGCGGUGGUGGUGGUGGUGGUGACGAUGGGCUUGGGGACACCUCUCUCCUCGACACAUGGUCGAAUUUUGACAGAGAGGCGCUGCGGCAAGCAGCUGCCUCGGAGGAAGCAGCCCAACUUCGGGAAGCGGUGGAGUCGCCACCACCAGCACAGCACGACGCAAAGGUUGACGGUGAUGGCAGCAGGAGAAGCUGGCGCAAGCGAUCCAAGAAGGAUAAGAACAAGGGCAAGGCCAAGCAGAAGAAAAGCAAGGACAAGAAGAGCAAGAAGCAGCAGCAACGACGGGCGGACAGGAAAAGCACCAAGGACGCGGAGGCAUGGCAGCACAGGUUUCAGCAGCUGUGUCUGAGCAUUUUUCAAGAGGCCGACCUUGACAACACGGGGUACCUGAGCGCGGGGCGCAUGUGGGAUGCGCUAUCGUCGCAGACCACAAAGGUCAACAUUAGUAAGCACACCGUCAACCGCCUGCGGACCCUGUCAUCGCUGGAGGAUGACGACAUCAUUCGCUAUGAGGAGUACAUCCCAACACUGUGUCGACUCGUCCAGCGGCACUCCACCAAGGACGCCGCAAACGACUGGUUUCUGAUCACCAACGGAGGAACUGAUGGUUCGCCAAUGUACAUGAACAAGAGCACAGGUGAGAUGCAGCAGGAGGUGCCAGAGGGGCUCGACGAGUCAUCGCAGAUGGAAACGGUCACCUUUGAAUACAUUACACUCUCGGAUGGGAGCGAGAUCACAACGUACCAGACCGAGCAAGGCCGCGUGUACAUGGACUGGGAGGCGCAGGAAUGGCGCCCGUUCCCACAAGAGUGGCUGGCGUAUGUUGUGUCGUCAACAUCAGACCCUGCAGGGGAGAUUGCAAACGACCCGCGCUUUGGCGAAUUCGACCACCCCACGCACGGACACAUGUACCUGUAUCUGAUGGAAAACACGCGAAACACGUAUUUGUACAUGGACCAGGAGAGUGGAGAGUGGCACCGAAUUCCGCUCGUGUGGGAACGCUGCAUCCCCGACGUCAAACGCCAACUCAACGAGCUGCAAAAGCUCUUCCCAGAGUGGACGAGCAUCAACGAGCAGCUGCUUGUGCUGCGGGAGUGCAACUACGACCUCAACGAAGCGAUUGCAUUUGCGGACAUCAACUGGAACUUCACUGGCCGCUCAGACCUCUCACAGUUCUCCCCGGCCGAACUCAUUCGCUCAGGCAGCAUCGUUGCUUCCGCACGCCGCGGGGUGCGUGUGCGUGCGCGCGAGGGCGGCAGCAGCGCGUCGCUGUCUGCGGCGGCGGCGCGACGCAUCGACGAGCUGGAGGCGAUUGUUGCCGAGCAGCGGCAUAAGCUGGAGCGGCUGCAGGCGGACAAGGUGGUGGAGGAGGACGUGGCUGUGCGGCAGCUGGUGCGCGAGAAAACGCGUGUGCAGACGGUGGCCGACCGACGCCAGCGCGAGGCGAUGGAGGCGCAGGAGGAGCUGGGAGACCUGCAGUUGGAGUGCGAAAAGUGGCGCUCGCGCUCGCUCGACCUUGAGGAACAGGUGAUCAAGUACAAGGCGGACCACAACACCAUCGCCGCGCUGCGGGAGGAGGUGGCCGCGCUGAGGACCGGCAACGCAGACAAGGCGCUCAAGCUGAAGGACGCGGAGAUUGACAGGCUGCGGGCGGAGAACGUGUCGCUUCGCUUGCGCACCCAGACGCUGCAGAGGCACAUGGGCAGCCCGAGCAACUCGACCGAGACGGUUCGCGUGCUGACCAAGCUGCAGCACAAGGUGCAGCAGCUGAAGCGGGAGAAGGAGGAGACGGCGAUUGAGCUGCAGGCCAGCGUUGCGUCGCUCACGCGCAUGUUUGAGCUGACGGUUGCGCAAUCGCGGCGCCUGCAUCGCGACAUCCACACGCGUUUAGAGGCCGUGCGCGCCAAGUACCUCAAGGAGCAGAUGGAACGCAAGCUGCUGUACAACAAAGUGCAGGAGCUGCGUGGAAACAUCCGCGUGUUUCUGCGCGUGCGCAAGGACAACCGUGGCGACAGCAUCUUCAAGUUCCCCAACGAGGGCGAGUGCAUUGUGCGGAAGGUGGACGGCAGCAGCGUGCCGUUUGAGUUUGACCAGUGCUAUGCGCCAGACACCACGCAAGAACGCGUCUUCAACGACACCAAGCCGGUGAUCAUGUCGUGCAUCGACGGUUACAACGUCUGCAUCAUGGCAUACGGCCAGACAGGCUCUGGCAAGACGUACACGAUGAUGGGCCCGCCAUCGAAUCCGGGCGUGAACCGGCGUGCUGUGCAGCAACUGUUUGAGCUCUGCCAGGCCAGGGAGGAGGUCGACUACUCAAUCUCAGUCUCGCUCAUGGAGGUGUACAACGAGAAGCUGUAUGACCUGCUCACACCAACACGUGGUCAGAGCCUCAGCAUCCACGCCAGCCCACAGGGCAUUUACGUCGGCAAUUUGACGGAGAAGGAGGUGAAGUCUCAGGGUGAGAUUGAGAAGAUUAUGGCGAUGGGUGACAAGAACCGAUCGAUGGCCGCGACGAAGAUGAACACAGACUCAUCGCGCUCCCACCUCCUCCUUCAGCUGCGGGUGACUGGGUACAACACCAUCUCCAACACCACCACCGUGGGAAAGCUGACGCUGGUUGAUCUUGCCGGGUCUGAGCGCGUGUCCAAGACGGAGGCGAGUGGCGAGCGGUUGGUGGAGGCUGCAGCCAUCAACAAGUCCCUGUCUGCGCUCGCGCAUGUGUUCAAGUCGCUGGCCACCAACUCUCCGCACGUGCCGUAUCGCAACUCGAAGCUGACACACGUGCUGCAGGACUCGCUCGGCGGCGACUCGAAGACGUGUGUGUUCAUCAACGUCAGCCCGCUCGAGCAGAACAUACAGGAGACGCACUGCACGCUUUCGUUUGGUGAGGGCAUCCGCAAGAUUGAGCUUGGCCCCGCGACGAAGCACACGGGCCAGCGCAGCGGUGGCGUUGGGAGCGGGCUGCGGCCAAAGAAGAAACCGCCCCCAAUACGAAGCAGAGGCUUCUCCACACGACGAUGA
Molecule: messenger RNA, 3162 nt
Organism: Salpingoeca rosetta
Lineage: Eukaryota; Choanoflagellata; Craspedida; Salpingoecidae
Product: kinesin family member C3
Exons: 10
Coding region: 1-3162 (1053 amino acids)
Biological process (GO): microtubule-based movement
Molecular function (GO): microtubule binding; microtubule motor activity; ATP binding
Source: RefSeq, a predicted model, not a curated record